This is a messenger RNA of Brassica napus (rape), 1629 nucleotides long. RefSeq lists its product as uncharacterized. NCBI's taxonomy places the organism in Eukaryota, Viridiplantae, Streptophyta, Magnoliopsida, Brassicales, Brassicaceae. The record is from RefSeq and is a predicted model, not a curated record. Gene Ontology annotation, molecular function: zinc ion binding. The coding region runs from base 1 to 1629 and encodes 542 amino acids. The transcript has 3 exons.
AUGAAGCAAGACGAGGUUGAUGGAGAUGAUUAUGAUGCUGACAACAUCAACUCUGAAAAAGAAAGCAGAGAAAAAUCGGCAAAGAGUCUGGUGGUCGAAUUGGUUAAGACGGGAGAUCUUUUCCUCAACAAAACAGUUUUGAAAGCGAGGUUUGAGUUAUGUGCAAUGAAGCAUAACUUUCACUACACAGUUACCAACUCCAAUAAAUCAGUUUGGUGUAUUAGAUGUGCUGAUAAGGUGUGCUUUUGGGGUGCUCGAGCAGAGUGUUUGAAAGGCUCCACAUAUUUUAUUAUUAAGAAGUAUGUCGGUGUACAUUCCUGCGCACCUUCAAGCAAAACCAGUGCCGGAAAGACAGCUUCAGCGAAAACGAUAGGCGGUCUGAUCAUGCAUAAAUAUGAAGGUAUCAAGGAAGGGCCUAAAGCGAAAGAUAUUGUUCAGAUUAUGCGUAGUGAUUAUGGAUGUGAGAUCUCUGAUUCUUUAGCAUGGGAUUCCCGUGAAUAUGCAGUCAACGCUGUUAGAGGUAUUCCAGAGGAAAGUUAUGGGAAAAUACCAAAAUACUUGCACAUGCUGCGAGAGGCCAAUCCGGUGUUUGGUCAAUCGAUCAGAGGCUUUAGCAAAGUCAUGAGGCGUGUCAUUGUUGUCGAUGGAACAUUCUUGAAGAGUAAAUUCAAAGGGGUGCUACUGGUUGCAACUGCUAUAGAUGGAAAUUCAAAUUUAUAUCCUAUUGCAUUUGGGAUAGUAGAUUCUGAGAAUGAACAGUCUUGGGAAUGGUUUAUGAGACAAUUAAAAGUUGUUGUUGCUGAUGAUAAUGGUUUGGCUUUUAUUUCGGAUAGACAAGUGUCAAUAAGCGAAGGCACUGGAGAAAGUGUAUCCGCUAUCGAGAUAUGUACAGCAAUUGGAAAUUAUCUUAUGGAAGCGGAUGUCAAAAAGUGGGCUAGAUGUCAAUUUCAUGGAUACAUGUAUGACACUAGGACAAACAAUCAUGCAGAGUCGAUAAAUUAUGUGUUACGUUCGCCGAGAGAGUUUCCCGUAAUUCCUUUGUUGGACAGUAUUAGAGAAAUGCUGACACGCUGGUUUUUUAAGCGUAAGAAGUUGAUUUCAAAGCACACCCAUCGUUUGACCAUAGAUGUGGAGGAAAAGAUCGAUAGGAGAAUCGAAAAGGAGAAAACUUUCGGAGUUUACCCUGUAACCGAUAGCCAACUGCUUGUUAAAGGCGAUACAAUUGACUGCUUUGUUGAUUUGGACAAACAGACUUGUUCUUGUGGGAAGUACGACCUCUUGAAGAUCCCUUGUAGACAUGCAAUAAAAGCCGGUUUCUUUGUUGGUAGAGAACCAUAUACAUUGACUGAUUUUUUGUAUACCACGGGAGCUUGGAGAGAAGCUUAUCAAGAAAGCAUAAAUCCCAUUUCAGUUCACGAAGAUGAAUGGUCCGUCCCACAAGUUGUGGAAAAUUCUGAAGUGCUACCUUCUGAGACAAGAAGAUCUCUUGGAAGAAAUAGAAAACGCAGAUAUGAAACUGUUGAAGACAAAAUCCGAUCAUCACAAGGAUCACAGGGGGGUCAGCUUCGCAAGUGCAGUAGAUGCGGUUUUGGUGGUAAUAAUAGAGCAACUUGCAAGAUGCCAAUAUAG